CGGUCAAAUUUGUUUUCAAACGUACCUCAUAACGGUCGGGUGGAGGUUUUUCAUCAUUUUAACCCAUCUAACUCCUGUGAUAACCAGUAAUGUCCACAAACUAACUCACCAUGGAUUUAAAAAACAAAACCCCAUCCAAAUCAAAAACUAACAUCAUGAACAAAGUGCUUACUAACCCCAAGAACUGUGAUAGCCCCUUCAGAUAUCUCCCCCAUAUUUCAACCCCUCCAUCGCGCUUUUCCAAGAUUCUCAACCCAUUCGAACAACACUUAAUCGAUCGCUUACACCUCCCGACAUUCAGCCCCAGCGUUUUCGCCCAAGUAUCCACCCCCAAAACCGACGAAAAAUUCAAAUGGACAAUCGACGACAUCUCCAGCCUCAAACCCGCAGAUAUUGACGAAGAAACGAUUUCGCAACACGUAUCAGACCACGACCCUACGAUAGAAUCGAUGGUUCAGGAAAAAAUUGACAAGUUUUUUAACGAAAAGGCGAUAGUCCCGAGCCCCUUUAACGAGCAAGUUAAGCAGGUGCCCUUAAUUGCUAGCCCCCUGGUGACGGCGAAGCCGCAGUGUUCGGAUAGUAGUGCGCAAACGAUUUUAACCCUCCCGCCCACCCUUCCUAAGCACGUGGAAGAAAUUCUAGCCCCUUAUUUCUCGUACACGGUUGAUCAACAAGCAGGCGAUGAUCAAAACACGUCGCUUUAUAGGAAAUUAUUUGACUCGGAGGAACACGGCAGCCCCAUUUCCAGUCCCGCUCCAUCCAUUGGUCUUUCACCGCUGCAGUUUUCGCCUGAAUUCAACCAGAACAAAUUGGAUAGUACUUUGGAGAUGCCGGAAUUGAGAGACUGCGCCCUCUCUCCUAUAGGUCACUCGCCGUUGGCACGGUCAGUUUGUAGACUGAGUUUUUCAGGACGCAUGUCAGUGGACGCGAGUAUGGUGGUUCCUGAUGUUAAUAAGAGUCUUAAUUGUACGAAUUUGGAGGGGCAGGUGUCGUUUCAACCUCUGGAGGAACCCCCAAGUGAUUCUUCUGUUAACUGGGAUGUGGAAUAUAAACAUGUUUCUAUUUUGUCGAAGUCGCCUUUAAGUAGCCCUGAAAUGGCCACGGAUUCAACAACCCCUCACUCGAAAAUCUUCACUAGUCAGAGGAAAAGACUGUCAGAUAGUUUUAAGGACGAAGAUAGAGACGUAGAGAUGGAAGAUGAAGAAAUUGUUCCUAAACGUGUGAAAAAUAGACUGGAACAUGAUGACGUCACUGAUGUUGGGUACCAUACAGGUGGCGCCACCAUAUGUGAGAGUUCUGUACAUAUGUUUGCAUCAACUCCCACUAAAAUCAAGUAAUUACUUUUAAUAGUAUUAACUGACUUAUUACUGCCAAGUCUAAACUUUGUUUUUAUACAGACUAAAAAUGCUUUUAUUGGUUAAGUUCGCGUGGUUUGUAAUUUUAAGACAGUGGAAAGUUGAUAGUGAUUAUUGUUUUAUGUGCAAUCACUCAGUAAAUUUUAUUAAAAGUAGUAGGGACUUUUAUA
Zophobas morio is the source of this 1525-nucleotide messenger RNA. It is a transcript of the gene bora, whose product is annotated as aurora borealis. Lineage: Eukaryota; Metazoa; Arthropoda; Insecta; Coleoptera; Tenebrionidae. Gene Ontology annotation, biological process: regulation of mitotic spindle organization; activation of protein kinase activity; regulation of mitotic nuclear division. The record is from RefSeq and is a predicted model, not a curated record. Gene Ontology annotation, molecular function: protein kinase binding. The coding region runs from base 111 to 1337 and encodes 408 amino acids. Gene Ontology annotation, cellular component: nucleus; cytoplasm. The transcript is spliced from 2 exons.